Messenger RNA from Lindgomyces ingoldianus, 465 nucleotides. RefSeq lists its product as uncharacterized. Bases 1 to 465 code for a protein of 154 amino acids. The record is from RefSeq and is a predicted model, not a curated record. Gene Ontology annotation, cellular component: mitochondrion. NCBI's taxonomy places the organism in Eukaryota, Fungi, Ascomycota, Dothideomycetes, Pleosporales, Lindgomycetaceae. The transcript has 2 exons.
AUGACGAUACCUCCUCAUCCCCGAACAGAAACAGAAGCGACGAAAGAAGAGCAGGACCGGAUAGAAAGCAAGAAAUUACCAAGCAAUCCGACGCCGCUCUCUGCGCCACAGGAACAGCAGGUACGGGAUCUAUAUUACCGGAAUGUGAGGGAGAAGUGUGCCGAUGAAAUUAAAGCAUUCGCAGCCUGCGCCCUCGGCCGCACAAUAACCAUGGUGUGGGCAUGUCGUGCGCAGAAGCUCGCCAUGAAUUCCUGCAUGGUGCAAUAUCAGGGACAAGAAGAACUAGACAAGGCGCGGGCAGAGUGGUUUCAGUUGGCGGGAGAGAGAAAGCGGAUGAGAGAGGAGAAAGAGCGAGAGUUGCAGGAAGCGAGAAGGCUGCACAAGGAGUGGUGGGCGCUGGACGAGAGGGGGAAGCUGCAGGGGAAAAGGGCGGAGGUGGCUGGGGAGAGAGAGGGCAAGCGGUGA